This is a messenger RNA of Panicum virgatum (switchgrass), 2363 nucleotides long. RefSeq names its product L-type lectin-domain containing receptor kinase IX.1-like. The transcript is spliced from 3 exons. Gene Ontology annotation, molecular function: ATP binding; protein kinase activity; carbohydrate binding. Bases 41 to 1918 code for a protein of 625 amino acids. The record is from RefSeq and is a predicted model, not a curated record. Lineage: Eukaryota; Viridiplantae; Streptophyta; Magnoliopsida; Poales; Poaceae. Gene Ontology annotation, cellular component: plasma membrane. Gene Ontology annotation, biological process: protein phosphorylation.
CUGACGUACAUGCUGUGCUUGCUGCACGCAGGGCGACGGCAUGGCGUUCUUCGUCGGGACGUACCCCCCGGACGUCCCGCAGGAUUCCAACGGCGGCUUCCUCGGGCUCGUCAACAACCCUUUCAACCCGGCCAACACCUACUUCCCGGCGACCGUCGCCGUGGAGUUCGACGCGUUCAGGAACGACUGGGACCCCAAGGACACCAUGAGCCACGUCGGGGUGGACGUCAACAACAUCUCCUCUGUGGCGUACGCGGCGCUGCCGGACGGGUGCUUCAACGGGGCCAUGUCGGCGUGGGUCAGGUACGACGCCAACGCGAGCACGCUCUCCGUGACGCUCCGGUUCGACGACCAGCCGGGGCUAGGCGUCUACAACGUCAACGCUCCCGUCGACCUCAGGGCGGAAGGGCUGCCGCAGCAAGCGGCGGUGGGGUUCUCGGCGGCCACCGGGGAUUAUGUCGAGAGCCAUCAGAUCCUUUCUUGGUCGUUCGAGUCCGCUCUCACCAACGUUGCCGUCAUCAACAAGACCGCAACAACGACAUCAAAGAGUACAAAGACAACAAACGUAGGCCUAAUUGCCGGGUUGGCAUCCGCUGGGACCGUCAUCAUAAUGCUCAUCAUAGCGGCGUGGAUCUGCUACCGCGAGCACCAGAAAAGAAAGGGCGCCAAACAAAUUAGGCAAGCGUCACCAAGAGACAUGGACGAUGAGUUCAAGAAGGGGACAGGGCCUCGGAGGUUCACCUACAGACAACUAUCUCGGGCGACACGGCGAUUCUCCGACGACGCCAAGCUCGGUGAGGGCGGCUUCGGUUCAGUCUACCGUGGGUUCCUGCCGGAUCUGGGGCUCCAUGUGGCCAUCAAGAGGGUCUCCAAGACGUCGAAUCAGGGGAGGAGGGAGUACAUCUCUGAGGUGACCAUCAUCAGCCGCCUCAGGCACCGCAACCUUGUGCAGCUCGUCGGGUGGUGCCACGAGGGCGACGACCUCCUGCUCGUCUACGAGCUCAUGACCAACGGCAGCCUGGACACCCAUCUCUACAGCACAACAAACGUCCUAACGUGGCCAAUCAGGUACAACAUCAUUCUCGGCAUGGGCUCGGCUCUCCUGUACCUUCACCAGGAGUGGGAGCAGUGCGUGGUGCACCGGGACAUCAAGCCCAGCAACGUGAUGCUGGACUCGUCGUUCAACGCCAAGCUGGGCGACUUCGGCCUCGCACGCCUCGUCAGCCACACCCGCGACGCGCACACCACCAUGGUCGCCGGCACCAGGGGCUACAUAGACCCCGAGUGCGCCGUGACCUGCCGGGCCACCACCAGGUCCGACGUCUACAGCUUCGGCAUCCUCCUCCUCGAGAUCGCCUGCGGCCGGAAGCCCGUCGUCCACGAGGAGGACGAGAGCAAGGUGCUGCUCGUGCGGUGGGUCUGGGAGCUGUACGGGAGAGGCGAGCUCCUCGACGCGGCGGACGCGCGGCUGCUCGACGGCGGCGAGGCCGGCGCGCUGGUCCCGCUGGAGGUGGAGCGCACUCUGGUCGUGGGGCUCUGGUGCGCGCACCCGGACUCCGCCUCCCGGCCGUCCAUCCGGCAGGCCAUGAACGUGCUCCAGUUCGAGGCGCCGCUGCCAGAGCUCCCGCCUGAUAUGCCCGUGGCGACGUACGGGCCGCCUGCGCCUGUUGGUGGGGGUUACCAGUCGAGCAACACCACGUCAACAUCCGGGACCGGGAGUGCCAGCAGCGGAGGGCACUCGUCGGCAAGUGACCAGACGGCGCACUCGUCCUCGUCGUCGGCGAUGAGCGGCGCCUGGGGAACACGUUCACUCGCCGCUCCCAACACGAGGAGUGAAACAAGAGGGAGUCCACGUGAAUCCAACAUCGGAAGCUCAGGCAUGACUGGGCAAUUUCAGUCAAUAAGCUCCCAGUCCUAGCUCUUGCUGUUACAUCGUUGGAUGGUUGGUAAUAACAGUGGGAACUAACAGUAACAGGAUUAGGUUGUGGCCACUUCUGCAGAAGGCAGAGAUCAAACGUGCGAAGCGUUAGGCUUGCCUACUCCUGGACAUGCAUGCUUAAUUUUCAACUCAACUAUGCCACCACGCGGUACCAGUGACCAUCAAACAAACUCUUUUAUACUUUUUUCAAUUUAUCCCCUUGAGUUUUGCCUCCAUAUGAUUUCAAUUAUAUUCGAUUGGUUUUAGGAUUUUUUUUUUAUAAUGACAGAGGUGGGUAAGCUUUUAGAAAAGAUAAUAGAUCCAAUGGUUGUGAUUAUUAGAGUCUACCGGAUUGAUGACCAAGUUUGUAUAUAUUUUUUUCUCUACCACGUUUUGGGAGGCUCCAAUUUGUAAUAGUAAGGUGUGUAAAGUAUUAUUGUCCAAA